CAAACAUCAGUCAGCUGAGAGCGCGCCCCACAAAUAAGUUCGACCAAGUUUUUGUCUGUUUAUAUUGUUAAUAAGUGUAAUCAUACUCCUGUACAUAAAUAGUAAAUAAAUAGAAAGGAAAAUAAAUUUUCUUUCUCUCUAAACUAAAGCAGAAAUCACGAGAAAGUAUAAAAUUUCACGCUCUCCAUUUUAAAAAAAUAUUAAGUAACGACAAAAGGUAGUUUUUCGUGUCACCACUUCGGUUGGAAAUAGUGAGGCGAGCUCUUCUAGGAUCCUCCCCAAAACAAGAAAUCAUAAAUUUCCAGCGGAAAAUCCUUUGCAUGUGAAUUUCACGGAACCGUUAGAAAAAUCAAUAAAAGUGCGAACAAUUCCCAAAGGACCCACAACGUCUCGAAUCGCUUCAGAAAAGUUCUCGGUUUUGAUCCGCAGUUUUGAAAUCUCCUUCCGGACAGGGUAGAAAUGUUCUGAGACCACUUACAUAAUCGAAAUUUCAUUAAAUUGUUAAAAUAAUUGAAGCAGUGAAGGCGAGCACACGUUGGAACUGAACGAGAAACCUGAUAACGGCUGUAUUUCAUUUCUCUCUGAUCUAAGAAUAUUCUAGCGGAUGUACAUAGAACGUUGCGUAAGUUAGAUACGCAUCACAAAAAGAACAACAACAACAACAAAACGAGAAAGACUGAAUAAAAUUUUUAGAAUAAAAAACAAAGAAAUCAUUGAACGCGAAAGGAAUAAGAGCGAAUGAUAAUAUAAAUUUUAAGAAUUUGAAAAUUUUUGUGAUCUCAAUUUUAACUGGAAAGUAUAAGAUCAUCAACAAUUUGACUUACAACCAAAUUGAUAUAUUUUGAUAAAGACAAACAAAAAAGGAAAACCAAAGAUCGACAUAUUUUCGAAUAUUUUAUUCUUUUUUUCAAAGAAAAAGAAAAGAACAUAAGAUAUUAGAAGAAAAAUUGGAGCAUAGAAAUUAGGAAUACCGAGAGAAAGGCCAAGUGAGACAGGCAAGAAACCGUUUCGUUUGUAUCGUAUAAUGUUCAGCAGUUUGGCCGCCUAUUUAUUCGGAAAUACUAGUGGAGAUACAGAAACACCAAGUACAAGCGAAGGCAUAGCUGCUGUACCUAAUUCAAACAACUUAGAAAACCUUGAUCCCGAGAACGAUGUCAAACUAAAAGUUGUUCCGGUCGAAGUUGAAGAGGAGGAUCAAGAAGAGUGGUUGAUUGUUGAUAAAGACGAAGAAGAAAGUUUACCGCGAACUGACUCCGAAGAAGAAAUUCCAUUUGUCGAGAUUAAAAAGCAACGACCUGGCUCAUCUCGACAUCGUCGUGUAGGUAGUAGUGGGAGCGCUCUCAGCACAAAUUCCGAUGGAAUUCCCUCUUUGGCUCAAGGGAUUUCCCAAUAUGGCAUUAGUACGGCCUCGUGUAUGGGUGAAUCAUGGUUGGUUACACCACCGCCAUGUUUCACAUCAACCGGACCCAUCGAUAUGGUAACAUCACCAUUUGAAAAUCUACUGAUUGAACAUCCUAGCAUGUCAGUAUAUCACAGGAUCCGAUCAUCUCGAGAUAACCCAAUUGACAAUGAUACAAGUCUAACUGACUAUCAGCUUAGCUUGCAAUACAUCCUGCAACCGGAACAUGGACAACAACAAGAAGAAAUUGUUGUAGAAAUGCCACCUCAUCCGGCAGCUGAACAUAGUCCUGUUCGUACUGCUCGUGUGGUAGUAUCGAGACGUGCAGAACGUAUUCAGACUUUGUCCCAGAAGCAAUCGAAGGAAAUUGCUCUGGUUAGGGACGCUCAAAAGAUCAACGAGAAGAAAACAAGGCAAGUGUUAUCACGUGGUGCUCUUAAACGUGGUAAUAAAGUUCGUGACUUCAAUAGCAAAGGAGGGCGCCCACGUCGUGCCGAUUUGCAACACUGCAAAAUUCUUAGCGGUGCCAACAACAAUCGCAAAUGCUAAGCGCAAUCCUGACUAAAGCAGUAAAAAGAUCCAACAACAAUGAAGCACAAACAUCUCCAUAACAUCGCCGCACAUACAUUUUUCUGAAGACAUCAUCUAUAUCUUUGUUGAUUGAGAAUCUUUGAUAAUGCUGUGAGAGAAUCCACUGAUUCGGGAGGAUACAGGAAGAUAUCCUUUGCUUAAUCAACUACAAAAAAAUCACACGCUUCGGACGUGUACCAAAAAGCUUAUAGCCCCUUACUUUCUCCAUUUCAAGUUUCAACAUAUUUUUUAAAUUAUAAGAAAACAUGCUACAAACAAAAAAUUACAAAUUUGCCGAUUUUGGUUGAACUCUUCCUUUUUUGAGUAGUAGAAUUGUUUUUGUUAACUCUUAAGAAAAGAAAAUUGUGAUAAAAAUCCAUACAAAAAUAAAAUAUAUAAGGACAAAGAAUUAAAAGUUAAAAAUAUUUUAUAACAGACUUCAAACAUAGGUAAACAAAGCAACAGAAUGAGAAUAUUAUCUUUAGUAAAUUAUUAUUUAUUAAACUAAGACUUGAUGCGAUAAGAACGCACGUUUUCACGGAGGAUAAUAUUUUUAUUUAUUUUGUGUAAAGUUCAUUCGAACAACAGGAAACUAAUGAAUGUGUAUGAGACCCACACGAAUGGUGUACUUUUCUUAUUAUUUCUCUUUGCAAUUCAGCGUAUAUUUACUGAGCAUAUAAAAAUAGGAGAUUCUGCUUACAAACAUAACACCUAAUUUGAAAAAUGCUGUGAAAAAAGAACAAUCCAAAAGAGUUUAGUGUCAGACAAUUAAUAUCACAAUUGCACAAUUUUUUACUGUUUGAUGUUUGCGAAUCUUUUCCGAAAACUAAAAAGUUAAAUUUCAAGUCGAAUAUAUCGUUGUUGCGUUAAUUAAAGUUCUUUCUCAAUCUUUACAACAUUACAUUUACAGUAGUUUCUUAAAUAUUCUAAAAGAAUGGUUUCUCACAUAAAAGCAAACCAUUCACAUAAGCAAUAACAUUUAAGAAUAGAAACUUCUAAUAAAAUUAACACUGACUCGCCAUUAAUGUAUUAAUAUUACGAAGAAGAAAACAUCUCCCUUAUUAACUGCCAUUGGAAGUAAAUUUAUCUACUAUUCGUUUUAACGUAAAUCGGCAACCAAAAAAAGCGACGUUAAUGUUUAAUCAAGGCAAGAAGAAAAGUCUUCUUCAUGAAAAUUGUAAAAAUUUAAAACAUUAAAAUUUAAAAUUAAAAAUAAUCAGAAAAAAACUAAUUUGUCAUCGUAAUUGGGCAUGUGUUCAACAAUAUGUAUAAUUUGAAAAUAAAAAUCAUAUUAGAGAAAAAAAGAAUUAAAUAACAAUCUACCAAAAAAAUGUAUAAAAAUAUUUCAAAAGUGAUAAAAAAUUGUAAAAAUUAGUUAUUGAGUGCUUUUAAUUUCCAGCUUCUAAGGGAAUAAUAAAUACGAAUGAUAUGAUAAUGCGAUAAAGAAAAAAAAACCAAGUUGACAAGAAAACAUAAGAAAAUAAUGUUAAACUGUAUACCGUCUGCAAAGAGUAAAUAAUAUAAAUCCCAUCAUUGAUUGUUAUGUGUAAUGAGAGAAAAUGACAACAAGAGAUAACUGAUGUAUAAAUGCAAUCCAGAGACAAAACAAAAGUGCGCGAGAUAUGAUAAGAAUAUACAAUGAACAGUAAAUGUAAAGUUAUUUGUAAAUUUUAAGUAAAUGUGUAAGACAACUUAUUGUUAAAACAAACAGUAGCAGUAGACAAAGUAUUGAAAAUCAAUUAAAUCAAUUUUAUUGCAACUUGAAA
Molecule: messenger RNA, 3735 nt
Organism: Hermetia illucens (black soldier fly)
Lineage: Eukaryota; Metazoa; Arthropoda; Insecta; Diptera; Stratiomyidae
Gene: TP53INP
Product: tumor protein p53-inducible nuclear protein 1
Exons: 6
Coding region: 1025-1948 (307 amino acids)
Biological process (GO): positive regulation of DNA-templated transcription; autophagosome assembly
Cellular component (GO): autophagosome; nucleus
Source: RefSeq, a predicted model, not a curated record